AAGCCAUAUACAGUAGAUCAAGCGUCAGGGCUUUAAAUAGAAACCAAGUUUUGGGGAAAUUCCGAUACGAGUUGUAAACACAGCGAUCGCAGACCGGGAUGAGGAAACUCACUUGUCGAAGAUGGAGCUUUCAGAAGAGGAUCGCUUGGCCAACUGGGCAAAAGCCAGGGGAAUCUCAAGAGAAACUCUGGAGGUUCUGAAAGGUCAGGGCAUAAUGUCAGUACAGGACAUGCUGCUGCUCGACCUGCACCUGCUAGAAGAGAGUGAGAUACUAACCUGGGAACAGUGCCAGGUGUUGGGACGUGCUGUGGAUGAACUGCUGUACACUGAUGACGACAGCUCCAUGGCGAUGCACCCAACGGACACAGACCUUGACACCACGAGACCGCUCGCGGAGAAGACACACCUGUCAAUCUCAGGUGAUGAAGAAAUAGAUGAUCAGUGGGCCGAAACAUGGGAAAUAUCUCAAGAGACUCUGGCGGUGCUGCAUGCCCAGGGACUGACUGUCACUCGAGAGUUGAUGGAGCUGGACAUCUCUCUGCUGGCUCAGUCCGAUCUUGUACCACCAGGACAAUGUCUACGCAUCGAGCGGGCCAGAGAGCAGCUGCUGAGAACUUGUGAUUUGAUGAAAUCCCAGACAGAAUCAGACCUAAAAAACACAUCAUCCAGUCAGCUGGUUCCAGAGGAGGGGGAGCUCGCCAGGUGGGCGGAAGAUCAUGACAUCAGCCCAGAAACAGUGAUGCUGCUGCAGGACCAGGGCGUUAACACGCUAGAGGAGCUGCAGAGACUCGACCUCUGCAUCCUGCAGGAGUCUGACCUUUUGCCGGAGGAUCAAUAUGUUUUGUUUGCUCAGGCCAAGGAAGAACAGUUGUCUAAACUUGACGAAUCGUCUUUCUCAACUAGUUUUAGUUGUGACGACGACUCUGACAAUAUCGUAAAUUCUUCAAUUCCAGAUGAAAACGAGGGUGACAACUCCACAGAGAGCAUGAAGGAAGUCGACGUUGCUGUUCUGGAAACUCUCAAUGUUGAUCCAGCGUGUGAGUGUGAACAGUUAGUGGGAUCCAGCGAUGAUUUGAUGAGAACUGACGAGGAGACCUCUACUCUCACACUCCAAUAUGAAGACAUGAUACAGUGCACCACUCACCAAACAGCUGCAGACGGUCAGGAAAAUGUGAUUCGCUUCUUCCUGGUGGGCAAGACGGGCAGCGGUAAAAGCACGACUGGCAACACUAUUCUGGGACAGGAACGAUUUGUAAAUGAAGUUUGCUUCAGUUCUGUCACCAGCGAGUGCUCGUUUGAAUGGUGCGAGCGAGACGGUAAAGUUAUAGAGAUCACAGACUCACCUGGACUGUGUGACACGAAAAGGUUAGCUGAAGAUGUUGCAUCAGAUGUCGUCCAAGCUGUUGCUUGUAUGCAUCCGGGUCCCACCGCAAUUUUAUACAUCAUCGCCAUCGGCCGUUACACGGAGGAAGACCAGGGUGUCUACGAACGAGUCAAAAGUCUGUUGGACGACAGGGUCACUGACUAUAUCAUCAUCAUCUUCACUCGGGGCGACGAGCUGGUACGAAAAGGGAGGACAAUCCAGGACGUCCUCAACAAGGCCCCCGACAACCUCGUCACUGCUCUGGAGGAGUGCGGCCACCGCUACGUGGUGUUUGACAACAUGGCUGACGACAAACAGCCGCAGGUGGACCGUCUGCUGCAGGAGGUGUGCAAACUGAGUGAGGCUCACAGAGGCCUACCUUACACGUGCCCCAGAUACUGCUAUGUCGGCGAGAAGAUGGACAAGGAACUGGAGAGGAGACUGCAGAAGGUGGAGGAAGCAGAGGUGAAGAGGAAGAAGUAUGUGCAGGAGAUGGAAGAGAAGACGAAGCAAGCACAGGAGGAAGCGAAAAAAGAGAAAAAAGAAUUUGAAAGGAAAGAGAAAGAACGAGCAGACCUGGUGAAGAAAACAAAAGCGGAAAGUGAGAAAAAGAUGGCUGAUUUGAUGAAAAAAUUAGAAAAGCAGCAGGUCAGUGCUGAGAAACAGAGGCAGAAGGAGGCAGACUUGAUCCAGAAGAUGAAACGGGAGCAAGACGAGUUUCAGCGAAGAAUGGAACGAAGCAAGAGGGAAGACUUAGAUCGACUGCAGAAGAAGAACAUGGAGCUACAGAGACGCCUGGAGGAACAAGCGUCGUACAACAGGCGCCUAAAGGAGCAGGAGGAGGAGCUGAGGAGGUUAAAGCAAGAGGUUUCUCAACAGAAGUCGCCAUCUUUAUGCAGCGUCAUGUGAGAACAGAGUUUCAGCAGAAUGUCUGUGUUGCUAACAAUAAAUACUUCUGUCCAAACAAUGUUCUCUUCAUUUUAAAACGAGGCUGCUGGAUUUUCUUAUGUUUGUACAAACAAAAUUAUUAAUUUAUAAAUCUGUUCAGUCCAUUUUGACCACAUCAACGUUUAGCUUAGAAGAUAAGUAUAUUGGAACCAAAAUAAACCAUAAAAAUAACUAUUUGGUAUCAACUUCGUGCAGUUGAAAAUGCCACGUCACUCAUACAUCUUCUGGCAAGAAGGGAGAAAUGUGUACAUUGACCUGUGAUGGACUGGUCUUUGGCAUUUGAAGGCGCAUCCUCAUUGUAUGCUUCGUUACGUACUUACAUAUCGCAGAUUACUUACUGCACCAUCAUUUACUUAUGAAGUAGUCUGUAAUUUUCAGUUUUGCUUUUAACUAUGUGUUUCAAAUUUUCGGUCAAAUUGUGCUUUGUUUAAGAACUCGUUACUACACGACAGGCCUGUUAACUUGCAAAAUCAUCAUAUUGUGUUAUUAAUUAUUCAUGGUGCAUAUUUGCAUGCGCUUGUGUGUUUGCUUAAGAGCGUGAGUAUGCAUAAAGUUUGAAGACGUUU
This is a messenger RNA of Pomacea canaliculata, 2877 nucleotides long. RefSeq lists its product as uncharacterized. NCBI's taxonomy places the organism in Eukaryota, Metazoa, Mollusca, Gastropoda, Architaenioglossa, Ampullariidae. The record is from RefSeq and is a predicted model, not a curated record. Gene Ontology annotation, molecular function: GTP binding. The transcript has 7 exons. Bases 122 to 2272 code for a protein of 716 amino acids.